GGUCAUCUUCUUCAUUUCCCUUCUCUACCUGUCGCUAUUCAUAUAUUCCAAAACUUUUCAAGAAAGCAAGAUAAGAGUGAUUUCUGAAAUUAGGAGAAAUUCAUUUUUUAUUUUUCUGAGUGAAACGCAGACAAUCUUGAAGGAAAAUGGAUGGUAUUACUCCUCGGAAAGCAACUCCAUCGCUGAGCUCUCCUAAUAAGCCUUCUGCUGUUCCAGAUCGUUCGCUUUCUGGGUCGAGAGAAACGAAUGAAAAUGAUCAGCCGGUUGUUCAGAAAUCCUUGACUAAAACUUUCAUGUCACCUACCAUAUCUGCAGCUUCUAAAGCUUCAGUUCCAAUUAGAAAGAAAAUUUUGGCCGAAAGGAAUGAAAUUUCCAGCUCUUGUGAAAGCCAUCCUCGGAACAAAGCCUCAAAUCUUGGGUCUAAAACCAAUUCCCUAAAUUCAACUUCUCAUCAUCGUUCUGGGAAAUUACCUAUUUCUAAUUCCUACAGUUAUGCCUCUGAAUCUGAUAAUGAUCAAGAAAACAACUUUGUUGUUGAUUCAUCCUAUAAGCCUUACGACCCUCUCACUAAUUACCUUGGCCCUAGGCCUAAGUAUCUACGUUACAAGCCAAAUAGGGGUCGUCCUAUCAUUCUUGAUUCAAAUCAAGAAAUCAAACAAGGCGAUUCUAUUGAUUCUCAGGAAUCUGAUGAUAAUGAAGGGUCAUUGGAGCAAGUUCAUGAUUCCUCAAAUCUGCCAGAAAAACAUAGUAAUUUGGAGGCAGAAACUGAAGAAGAUGGGGAUAAUGGUGUUCACGAGGAUGGUGAAGAAAUGGAAGAAGUUGUGGAAGAAAAAUGGGGUCUGAAAUGGUUAUUCAAAAUUUUGCUUCUAUUGGUUGUUUUCUUCCUUUCAGGCUCAAAUUUAUCUUCCAUGAACUCUAUGGUGAGUUCUGACAAUGGCGAUGUGAUUCGCAAGAACAUCUUUGAAGCUGUUUUGCAUGAAAUUUAUGGGAGGGGAAGUGUUCGUAUGGAGCAGCUAGAGUACUCUCAAAGUAACCUUCUGGAGUUGAGUCAAAGAGGGACUUAUCAUGAACUUAAGGCAGUUGAAUUUGUUGAAGAUGUUGUGGGUUUCUUGAAUGUGGAAACUGCUGAAAUGGAAGAAACAGCUGAGAAACUGAGAGGAACAAGUGCAGAUAUUGAUAUUGAACGAGACAGCACAGAGGUUAAUGUUACUGAUCAGAGUGUACAUGGUGGUGAAGAGGAGGAAACCAUGUCAAAAGCUGCUGGUGAAGUUACUAGUUCCAAUGAGGCAGAUGAGGAAGAAGCUGAAUGUUUUCAUGAGCAGCUACAGAGGGAUCAAGUUCUUGGGAAGGACUCUAAUCAAGAUGAGGAAAUCAUGUCAAAAGCUGCUGAUGAAAUUACCAGUUCCAAUGAAGUGAAUGAGGAAGAAAUUGAACCAUUGCUUGAUGUCAUUUCAAGUACUUUUUCCAAUGUGCAGUGUGCUGCUCAGUCAAGUUACAAAUUUGAGCAAGCAGAAGCUGCUUACAAUGUUGAGCAGGUGGAGGUAAUCUCAGAGGAAAUUGCUGUAGAUGAAGAAUUAUCUGAGACAGAAUUUAAAGUAGCUGAAGUAAUUGACACCGAAUCUGAAACCAGCAAUCUUGACAUUGAAAUAGAGUCUGAGAAAGUUGAAGUUGAAGAAAUUGGACUGAACAACACAGUUAUUAUCAUUGGAGUUUCUGCAGCUUCAGUGCUUUUAGUGGCAUCUUUGGUUACCAUCUAUGUUUCAAGGAAACCAAGAGCUUCUAUCGAAACUCCUCAAACUGGGAUACUAAAUGUUCCAGUUAUUGCUAGCACUACUGAAGAACUCUUAAAGGGGAAAACUGAAACUUCUGUAAAGGCUUCAUCUUUGCAUGAAUCACUGAAUGACCCCUCAGAAAAUCACAGAAACUCUUACCUUGAGAGAACACCUGCCAUUGGCUCCACUACACAAGCUUCAUCUUUGUUUGGUCCAAAGAAAGAAGCAUUAAAAGAGAUUAGUCAAAUCAGUGCUCCAAAUGUUGAACUGCUAGGGGAAAUGGUACUUGAAGAAGUCAGCAGCAGCUCCCUUAGAAGUUGUGUUAGGAAAAACAGUGUAAUUGAAGCAGAAGAGAACAGCAACACUAAAGGCAGAAAAGCAUCUGUUGUGGAUCAUUCUAAAACAGAUUCUGCAUCUUAUGGAAGCUUUACAGCUGAAAAGAAGAUCAUCAAGAAAAAGCAGGUGGAGAAAGAUGGAGAAGAGGUCAAGAAGAUGGUGUUGACAACCCCAGUUAGGCGAUCAAGCCGAAUUGCUGCUAUGUCCCCUUGACUGGAUAACUGUAGGAUUUUUUUGUUGUUAGUGUAGUGGAAACAGCAUCUCUGUUGUUUCAUAUUCUAUGGUCUUCUUUCAGAUCAAAUGAUGUAGUACUGCAUCAAGUGCAAUGGCAACUAAUUGUAACUUGUAGGAAAUGAUGAAUCUCUUAACUUUCAAUAGAAAAUUCAACUAUCUUGAUCA
Nicotiana tabacum (common tobacco) is the source of this 2507-nucleotide messenger RNA. RefSeq lists its product as uncharacterized. Lineage: Eukaryota; Viridiplantae; Streptophyta; Magnoliopsida; Solanales; Solanaceae. The record is from RefSeq and is a predicted model, not a curated record.